Cuscuta epithymum is the source of this 1776-nucleotide messenger RNA. Lineage: Eukaryota; Viridiplantae; Streptophyta; Magnoliopsida; Solanales; Convolvulaceae. The record is from the annotation of a GenBank genome assembly.
GACAAUAUUGGAAUGAAAAUAAGAGAUAGUUAUGCUUGUUGACUAAUAUGUAGCCUUCAUUUUUUCAUUUUGGCAUUUUAACAAGAGUUGUGCUAGAUAUAUACACUUUUUGUACAUUUGUCUAUCUCACGUAUAAAAAAUUUUUUGUUCGCAGACAAUUCUGUAGUGUUGUUUGUGAACAAACAGACAAUUGUGUGCUGUGUGCGUGAGACAGACGAGUGUACGAAAGAUGUAUAACAAAAUGUUUACAUAAAGCAUUUUUUUUUCAACAAACACCCACCCAAUUUUGGAUAGUUUAACAAAGAAAUGAAGAAUCCUUUGGUAUUAACCUGUGUUGACUUUUUCCCGGCUCUUUGUUGACGCGUUCUGAUCUUCUGUUACCAUUGUAAUCCGUCUGUCCAGUUCAUAUACUCUUCUUCUUCUUCAAUCAUCUCACCUCCUUAUCUCCUCAUCCCUUAAAAAUCUUGGACUGAUUGAUUGAUUGAUCUUCCGGACCAUUACUUGAGCUGGAGACGAAUAUAUAUACAAUUACUUCUUAUUGAAUAAGAAUGAAUGAUCUUUUCUCUGGAUCUUUCCUUCGUCACCGGGACGAUCAAGCGUCCGAUUCCCACUCGAUCGAGAUGACUGCCGCCGGCACCAGCGGAGUGAAUCUCGAAAAGUUCUUCGCCGACGUCGACGCGAUUAAGGAAGAUCUCAAGGAUCUCGACACAAUCUACAGCAGUCUUAACAGCUCCCACGAACACAGCAAAUCUCUCCACAAUGCCCGGGAGGUGAAAGAUCUCCGGAAAGUUAUGGACGGAGGCGUUUCCAGCGCGUUGAAGAAGGCGAAAAUCGUCAAAGUCCGGCUCGAGGCGCUGGACCGGUCAAACGCGGCGAACCGGAGCAUCCCCGGUUGCGGUCCGGGGAGCUCGACCGACCGGACCCGGUCGUCGGUCGUGAGCGGGCUGAGGAAGAAUCUGGUGGACUCGAUGAACCGGUUCAACGAGCUCCGGCAGAAGAUGGCGGCGGAGUACCGGGAGACGGUGCAGCGGCGGUACCGGACGGUGACGGGGGAGGCGCCGGAGGAGGCGGUGCUGGACGAUCUGAUCUCGACGGGCGAGAGCGAGACGUUCCUGCAGAAGGCGAUCCAGGAGCAGGGGAGGGCGGAGGUGAUGGGGACGGUGGGGGAGAUCCAGGAGCGGCACGCGGCGGUGAAGGAGGUGGAGAGGAGCCUGAAGGAGCUGCACCAGGUGUUCCUGGACAUGGCGGUGCUGGUGGAGAGCCAGGGGGAGCAGCUGGACGACAUCGAGAGCCAUGUGAACAGAGCGAACAGCUUCGUCAGGGGUGGGACCCAGAAUCUGCAGGUCGCCAGGAAGCACCAGAAGAGUACCAGGAAAUGGACUUGCAUCGGAAUCAUCAUCCUGCUCGCCGUCAUCUUGAUCAUCGUUCUCUCCGUUCAGCCAUGGAAGAAGAAGAAUUGAAUGCCUUCUGGAUUCAGAAUUGGUCAAAGUCAAAUAUACUGGCUCCCACAGUCCAACUCAUUUAAACUCUUCCCCUUUUCUGUAAUAGGAGUAUAACUGUUUCUUUUUUUUAAUCCUUCACAUUUUUAAAUACCGGAGCUAUUUUCGAUGACUCCAUACAGACUGAGACAUACAAUUAUUAAAAAUUGUAGAUAUACGGAGUAGUUGAUAUGUAUUGAGUUGGAAAAGUUGAAAUAAAUUAAGGGUUGGUUUGCAAACGCUUUAAAAAAAAGCACUUCUUGAUUUUUGGCUUUAAUAAAAUACUUCUUUUACCAAA